UACUAGUCUAUUAGAUAGUAUUUAGUACAACAAAUUAGACACAUCUUUGCUGGUAGUUUAUCGAGUUCAGCCCUUCAUUCUGACCUAAUUCUAGCUCGGUAGUAUUCAUUUACAAAAUAUUACAGAGCUUUGCUAGUAGAAUGUGCAUCCUGGCCUAACUCAUUCUUCUACAAUUCAAUCUUUUUUCUUUGAAAACAUAAAAUUGAGGACAAAACAUCAUGGAUUAAUUUUUUUGUGUGAUCGGUCUUCUUUGAAGCAAUGGAUUCGAGCAAGAGUGAAGUGGUCCAUGAUUUUCACCCUCUGUUUCGAGUAUAUAAGGAUGGUCGUGUUGAGAGAUUUAUGGUCGCGGAUAUUGUCCCACCUUCUGAUGACCCCAAGACCGGUGUUCAAUCCAAGGACAUCAUCAUAUCACUGGAAACUAAUGUAUCCGCCAGCCUCUUCCUCCCCAAAAUCACCCACUCAGCUCACAAACUCCCUCUCCUCAUAUACAUCCAUGGUGGUUAUUUCUCAGUCCUAUCACCCUUUGCUUCUCCCUACCAUAACUAUCUCAACUCUCUAGUUGCCGAAGCAAACGUUGUAGCGGUGUCCAUUGACUACAGGUUAGCCCCAGAGCACCCAAUCCCUGCUUGCUAUGAUGACUCGUGGACAGUCAUGCAAUGGGUGGCUCUGCAUGCUAAUGGCCAAGGCCCUGAACCCGUUGCCCAUUUAAGUAUACAAGGUUUACACAAUUAAUCUCCACAUGUAGAUAUCUUAAGCUAAAUUACAUAAAGCGACAGUGAGAGCGGAAGAAUUAAGUCAUGAGCAGGGAGAAUUUGAGCGAGAAUACUAGCGGAGCGCGAGAGCGGGAGCGCGUUCGGAGUAUGAGAAUGACACUUGUUGAUAAGGAUUAUGUGACUUAAAAUUCUUAAGCCCCUAAUUAAAAUAGGCCAAAAAUAUUAAGAUUUGCGUUUCAUGUGGUAUAAGUUCUUCCAACUUGUCAGAGCUGUGUUUUGCAUUAUUCUUUCAACACUUCACAAUCAUGACUCACCACAUUUUUUCCCUAGUUAUGACUCGUGACAUUGAACUAGUCAAAGCAGAUAAAACAACAAUUGUUUGUAUCU
Cornus florida is the source of this 1100-nucleotide messenger RNA. RefSeq names its product probable carboxylesterase 5. The coding region runs from base 259 to 732 and encodes 157 amino acids. Gene Ontology annotation, molecular function: hydrolase activity. The record is from RefSeq and is a predicted model, not a curated record. NCBI's taxonomy places the organism in Eukaryota, Viridiplantae, Streptophyta, Magnoliopsida, Cornales, Cornaceae. The transcript has a single exon.